GAGAAUGAUGGACAAUGGAGUGAUUCCCUUCAACACAGCUGGGGCACUGAGUCUCCUGCUGAGCUCUGGGCAUACUGGAUGAUCUCCAGGGCUCCUUUACAGUGCAACUUCAGCUCCAGUGCAGUAAUGAAACCAUCCAGAGAAGAGAGUUACAAAGAACCAUCUGAGAAGAUGCUUCAACAGCACUGACAGACAUUUUACUCAGUGGAGCGGAUCUCUUCCUGGGAACUGCUGGCACUUUGUACAAGACCUGAGAAGACAGGAUCUAGCUGUAUGCAUUGCUGAUCAGAAGACUUGCCAUAGGAGUGCAAAAAGCUUGCUUGCAAGAAAACUGAUUGUUGGCAUGGAAAAAAUUUCCAGAGAAGCCCUGUAAUUCUGAGAGUCGCCUUUCUAAAUACAGGUGACACAGCAAAUGAUGGUUUAUUUGCUUUCCUUGAGCAAGUUUUGGUGUGGCUGGAGAGCAAUGGGGAGACGAUGAAGAGGGAAGAGACUGUCUUUCCACAGUGCUGCACAUGCCUGAAGUGAGCUGGCCAUCACCUGUCUGGGGAGGGUGGAUGAUGGGUCCAAUUAUAACACCUGACCAUUAACUUCCAUUCGGAACCAUUUCAGUAGGCAACAUUCUUCUCUAAAGGGGCUCUCCUGCUAGACAGCAUCUGGAAAACUAAGUUGCAAUGAAAGACUCCUGUCUGUUUAUCCCAGAACAAAUUGAAGUUGACAGCAGUUGCCUAAAGAGGCAAAUGAGUUCAAGAACAUGACAACACCAUGCUCAGCAGAGCUUCUGGGAAACGAAUGCUGUGGAAGCAGAGCAGAAGAGCGCCUGCGAUAUUGCACAGUGCACCCACUGAUCAAACUUCAUAACAAGCAUGGUGUUCGUUGCUCAGAUGGCUCUGCCACCUCCAGAUCCACAGUUUGUGCUCAGAGGGACCAGUGCUGCAGUCCACACUCUGCAUUUUUCCUGUGGAGGCCAAGAAACUGACGUCGCCACUCUUUUCUCUGGGUCUGAGAAUGGGUUUAUCCAUGUCUGGAACCUGAAAACACAUAGAGUGGACACAGCGUUGGAUGGCCAUGGAAGGAGGUCUGUCUACUGCGUGGAGACAAUGGGCAGCAAAGACAGGCUCCUCAGUCAGGGUCGUGACCAGAGGAUCUGCUUGUGGAAUUUAGCAGAGGGACGGACUUCAGUGAUGGAUUCUAUCUUCACAGAGAAUGUGGGAUUCUGCAGAUGCUCUCUGUUAAAGGUGGCACAGGAACGCUGGCUAAUGGCCAUGGCAGCCAAAGCCCUUGAGGAGGUUCAGGUUUUGGAGCUGCCAUCCAAGACGUCAGUAUGUACCUUGAAGCCAGAGGUGGGUGCCAAGCUGGGCAUGCCUAUGUGUCUGAAGUUAUGGCAGCUCAGCGGUGGUGCACAACCUCUGCUUCUGGCUGGCUAUGAAGAUGGAUCGGUGGUCCUUUGGAAUUUAUCAAUGGGAAAAGCAUUGAGCCAACUUGUUUGCCACUCGGAGCCAGUGAUGAGCCUUGACUUUGACUCGGAGAAGGCCAAGGGGAUCUCAGGCUCAUCUGAAAAGGUGCUUAGCAUCUGGAGCCUCAAUGAGCAACAGAACCUCCAGGUUUAUAAAACACACAAACUUGUCAAUGCUGGCAUAUCUGAUAUCACUAUCCGUCCAGACAAGAAGAUUUUAGCAACAGCAGGGUGGGAUCAUCGCAUCAGGAUCUUCGGCUGGAAAAAAAUGAAGCCCUUAGCAGUUCUGGACUUCCACACAGCAACUGUCCAUUGCGUGUCCUUCUCCGAUCACAGAAACCCCAGGGAAAGACUGCUGGCAGCUGGCUCAAAGGAUCACCACAUCAGUAUCUGGUCAAUAUAUACUCAGACGUGACAUGUUCUGCACUGUCAUGGCCUAGGAAAACGGGACUGGUGAAGCAGCUCUUCACACUGUAAUUCAAAUCUGGAUGUGGGGAAGUAGCAGAAUGUAUUUCCAGGCUGAAGUGGGUGUCCUAGGUUAAUGUUUAUGCUGCUUAUUCAAGCUGCAGGCUUUCCAGAGAGGGAAGUGGAAUUUUAAAAUCCGUAACAAGCAGAGCAAUGCCAGUCACCAACAAAGACAGAACAAGUCACUUUUCUACUACAGGUUUGGCAACAGCUUUUCUUUGGCAGGUUGCUUAAACAACUUGUGCCAACAUCUUCUGUUGUGAAAAAGGACUGGAAUUCCUCAGACUGCCACGGGGGCGGGAUACAUCUGUUUGUAAGUCAUUUAUGUAUCCAAGAAUCUGAGUCUGUGUAAAAUAUCACUCUU
This is a messenger RNA of Cuculus canorus (common cuckoo), 2282 nucleotides long. RefSeq names its product G protein subunit beta 1 like (gene GNB1L). The transcript has 11 exons. Lineage: Eukaryota; Metazoa; Chordata; Aves; Cuculiformes; Cuculidae. Gene Ontology annotation, molecular function: protein binding. The record is from RefSeq and is a predicted model, not a curated record. The coding region runs from base 864 to 1868 and encodes 334 amino acids.